This is a messenger RNA of Fusarium graminearum PH-1, 435 nucleotides long. RefSeq lists its product as uncharacterized. NCBI's taxonomy places the organism in Eukaryota, Fungi, Ascomycota, Sordariomycetes, Hypocreales, Nectriaceae. The transcript has a single exon. The record is from RefSeq and is a predicted model, not a curated record. Bases 1 to 435 code for a protein of 144 amino acids.
AUGGAUCUGAACGAAAUUAAAGGUUGUGAGCCAAAAGAUGACAAAUAUGGCUUCACUUCCUUCAACUAUGACAAAGCCGAUAAGCAGAAGAAAAAGGAAAUUGCUGUUGACCUCAGCGUCUUCCAGCUCCGUGGCUGCCCCAAACUGAAAGGAGCCUAUGGCACCCGGACUCCCCUAUCGACUAUGCCAUUUUUGUCAGGUAGAGAUGUCUACAUAACAAUGCCAGAGCAAGAGGCAAAGCCAUUCGAAUGUGUGGUCACGGUACAUUGGGCCUGUGUCACAUUUGCAGCUCUCUGUGGUGGUGCUGGGCGUGCCUGGUACUUGACUGGCGUGAAACAUGAAGAUGGCUCAUCUCAGCCAAGGGAUGAAGAAUUCAGGGAGGAUGAACGAAAGAAGAAGAGACGGCCUGCACAGAUGGACUCGCCCAAGCGCUGA